GCUAAUGAUGAUUGAUAGAUAAUGAUUAUUACUUUGUGCUGCAUCAAAAUUUCACAAGUAGCUGUAAUAAUUCCAGCAGUAGUAAUAGUAGCAGUAGCAGCAGCAGCAGCAGCAGCAAUAGUAAUAGUAGUAGUAGUAGUAGUAGUAGUAGUAUUGAAAUAGAAUCCUAAUGUAUAGACCUUUUGCAUUGUUUUUGUUGUCCUUGGCUGGUGCUCCUCCCACAGAUAAUAAACCAUUAAAACUAAAAUUGAAAGUAAAAGGAGAAAUUUAUAUAUAUUCUUUUCAUAUUCAAAUUUGUGACGUGACAGGUGAGGGUGCGCUGCAGAGGGAACCAUGAAGUAUUCUACCUUUGAGGGGACGAGACAAGGAUCCUCAUCAGCUCAGUAGGAAGACAGUAAUGGGACAGUACGAAGACAGUAGUGAGCCAUUGAUACUAAGAACCAUUAGAUAAACCGCAAUGACAUAUACAGUAAUUAGACUAGUAAGAUUAUCUAUAAUACUUUUUUUUUCACUGACAUUUUUGUAAUUUUUUCAUAUGUGCAUUGUGCUUUGUUUAUUUUUGUAUGAUACAGUUAUGCAUCUUUUUUAUAUGUGGUUAUCAUUACUUACUUUAUUAUUCGUCACCAGCAUUACUUCUUUUUGUCUGUAUCACCACCACCACCACCACCACCACCAACACCACCACCAUCACCAACACCACCACCACCACCAUCUUCAGUACAGUUGACUACUCACUACCAACAAAAACUUUUCUCCAUAUCCCGCCAGACUGGACGGUGCUUUCAUUGAGGGCCGACGGUAGCAGAAGGAAGCAGACGAAGAGAUGAGGCAGCAGUAGGAGUAGCACUUUCCACAGCGGGAUAUGUAAAGGGUGAAGGAAUGGAAUGGAGAAGAUUGGGCAAGUGUCAAGAACCUCAACAGCUGCUUCGCCAAGACUUGGCAGUGCUCGCAGCACACCCCGCUUGAGAACUCCUUCCUCCAUGCCUGGUCCCACCUCCUCCUCAAGGCCCAGAGGUCUGCCUUCUCGGGUAACUGGCACUCCCACAACUCCUUCCUUGGGCUCAAAGAUGACUUCCAAUGGCACACCAAGUGUCACUGGUGGGUCUGGGGUUAAAAGGUUGCAGAAGGAAUCUGACUCUGGUCGAGCUAAGCUUCCAGUGCAGCGAUCCAGGAGCACACAUGAGCUUGUAGUUGAAGGAAAAGAAGAUAUGAGAGAAAGAAAUAACUUGGGCAUAAUCUUGAAUUCUAAUGUCAACAAUAUUUCUACCCCUACAAGAAAGUCUGGAGUUAACAUGAAAGGAUACUCAUGUGGCUCCAAGCCAACAACACCUUCCAGGUCUUCUUCAGGCAGGCCCUCUCUCUCCUCCAAGCGUUCCCUUGGAGGCAACACUCCGACACCCACUGUCUCCCGUCGCUCAGGAGGAUCAAAGUUGCGUGUCUCUGGCCAUGCUCAGUUUCUGCAAGAUGGUUGUCCAAGUGUAACACCAGAUGUCUGCCGCAAGUCAUGGAGUAACACUUGCAGCCCUGAUGUAGAUGUGCGUGAUGGGAGGGCAGAAACCACUUCUGUAUCUGUUGCUGUGCGAGUGCGACCAUUUAAUGCAAGGGAAAAGGAUUUUGGUGAGGACAGAAGCAUACUUGAGGUGUUGGGCAACACUGUUAAGAUCACACAGGACAGUAACACAGCACAGUCUUUCACCUUUGAUCAUUGCUUCUGGUCAUGUGAUGAGAAUCACCCACAGUAUGCCUCUCAGGAACAUGUUUAUAAUGCAAUUGCUGUGCCCUUACUGGAGAAAGCUUAUGAAGGCUACAACACUUGCCUCUUUGCAUAUGGACAGACUGGUUCUGGUAAAAGCUACACAAUGUUGGGGGAAAACUGUCUACGAGAGAUUGAUUCAACAGCAUCUGUCACAGCUGGUGUAAUUCCUCGCUUCUGUGCUGACUUCAUACAGAAAGCUAACUCUAUACAUGCUCAUAAUCCUCCUGAAGGGCAGCUGCCACACACUCAAGUUGAAGUAGAACUAAGUUACUUGGAAAUAUAUAAUGAACAAAUAUACGAUCUCCUUGGAGGGAUGUCCUCAUCUGGCAGCAGAGAACCCUUACGAGUCAGGGAGGACCCCCGCACUGGCCCUUAUGUGGAGGGUAUUGCUUGUCAUGCUGUCUCUUCUAUGGAACAUUUAAUGACAUGGCUGAUGCUGGGCAACAGAGAACGUUCUAUAGCUGCCACUGGCCUAAAUGACAAGUCUUCACGGUCACAUGCUGUCUUCACACUCAAGCUGACCCAAACACAGACAGAGGAUGUUGAGGGAGAAGAACUGGAAAGCAGCAAAGUGAGCAUUCUUAAUCUGGUGGACUUGGCUGGCAGUGAAAGAGUUGGAGCAUCUCUCUCACAUGGAGACAGACUCAAGGAGGGAGUGUUUAUAAACAAAUCUCUGCUAACUCUUGGGAAAGUGAUCAAUUCCCUCGCAGAGAGUGAGGGGCGCAAGAGGCCUUUCAUUCCCUACAGAGAGUCAGUCCUCACAUUCCUCUUGAAGGAAUCUCUUGGAGGGAACUCCAGAACAGCCAUGAUUGCAACAGUAUCUCCGUCAGCAGUCAACAUUGAAGAAACUCGCUCAACCCUCCGCUAUGCACAGCAGACACGCAGAAUUAUUAACCAUAAUUAUGUUAAUGAAGAUCCCACUGCUGUCAUUAUAAGAUCUCUCAAGAAGGAAGUAGAACGUCUUCGCCUUCAGCAGUUGGCUAAAGUGUCUCCCUUGUUACUUAUGGGAGAGGAUGAGUUAGUGGAAGAGCAGAACCACAACAGUGAAGAAGGUGAUAGAGACAAGAUCCUUAUGGAAAAAGAAAGGCACAUUUUGGAGAGGGAGAAAGAGAUGAAUCAGCUGAUUGAAGCUAAAGAAAGAGAGAUAUUGCUGCUAAGAGAGCAAGUGAGGUGUCAUCAGGUUCUUAAUGAAAAAACCAAAAGCCUGGAGCAACGACUUAAAGAAACGGAGAUGCAGCAGCAGCAAGCUCUGGACACACUCCGUCAAAUGGGUGUUGCUGAGAAGAAUGAAGGGGGGCCUGUUUUGAUCAACCUUAAUGAGGAUCCUCAGCUGUCAGAGAAACUGUCUUAUAAGCUCAAGAUUGGCACAACUUGUAUUGGAAGUUCUGAUUGUGACUUGCUGUUACCUGGCCUUCACACAGACAAUGUGCACUGUUCCAUAUUCAAUGAUAAAGGCCGGCUGAAGUUAAUUCCACGGGCUGAUGCUGACACAUACAUCAAUGGGAAGCUAGCAGAAGGCCCAGUCACUCUUUCCCACAGUGAUCGCCUUAUAUUGGCUGGAAUAUACUUUUUCAAAGUCAGCAUCCCACACCAAGCAAAUAAGAAAACUGAAAAAUCAUUCAAUGUAGACUUCUACUUUACGAAGGAAGAACUUCUGAAGGAACAAGAAAAAAGGUUACAAAAAGAAGCAGAGGAAGCGGUGGCACUUAGUAAAGCUGAAAUGGAGCGGGAAUUAGAAUGGCACAAGCAGCAGCUGCUGUGUGAUGUGCAGGAUGCCCACACCCAAUUGGUUGAGAAGGAGAGACGAGUGUGUGAGCUACAAGGAGCUCAUUGGAAAUUGCAGCAGGAGAAACGUCUGCUGGAGGAGAAACUCAAUAAAGGUCAACAGCACAUUGAUCUUUCUCCUGAGUCUCUUGAUAAUCCUCAGUCUAACUUUUUGUAUGAGGUUGAAGCUGUUUUGAAUGAGUCUGUCAUGGAAGUGAAGAAAGAAUCAUCAAAUAUUCCUCCUAUGCUAAGUUUUAGAAUUAAGGAAGCCAAUCAAAUAUGUCGCAAGUUAAGGAAAGCCUAUGAAUUUAUGAUCCAAGAAGUAUUGAGUGAAUCAGGACUGGAAGUGGUGGUAGUAGUGAAGGACCUACACCACCAGAUGACAGCCACCCUCUCACCUGCUUCCUUCACUGACGUACUCCAGCUCCUGCGUACCAGUGCCAAGGAUGAAGAUACAGAUGUGUUUGAAAAUGGGUUACGUUGGGAGAAGGCUGAGGAUGUGACAUGUGUUCCAGGCUUCCUCAACAGACUUUUGGAAUGUUCAGCUAUCCAAAACUGCAAUCUCUCCAUCAAUUCCUCCUUCAACACUUCAUCAUCCUCCAUUUUCAGUUACUCAAAGACCAGGAAAAUGAAUAACUUCCGCCAUUUAUCUGAGAUGUCAAUUAGAGAGAUCCCUCAAAAUGAGUGUCGUGUGUCUGUUGGUGUAGCAGCAGCACUUCAUCAGGUCCUAGAGACCCUCCCUGCCAGUUAUCUUCAUACACCCAUCUUAUCAUCAGCCUUGAGUGCUCUUUGUUGUCUUUAUGAAGAUGCCGUGCACAUAAAAGAUCACACAACUGAACCUGGUCACACCCUCUCUGAAGAAGAACUGAGCAAGUCCCUCAUUCAGCUCUUCUAUCACAGCCAGUCAGUAAUCAGCAGUAUUGCAGCUGCAGGCAACUCUGAGGCUGUGAUCUUGGCCCAUGGAAAGGACCAGUUCCAGGAUGAUAUUCAAAAGAAUAUUAUGAAGCUUUCCAAUUGUACUUCCAGGCUGUUUCAGGGUGUGAAGACAGAAACAGAGAGUCUGGUGGAAGAAAGUAGUGCAACCCUCAUCAGGUUGGUGCACAAUUUGGUAGAGGAGGUGGCCAAGUUGUCCUUGCUCACGGCUCUCCCCAUGCCUGACACAUCAUUUUUCAAGCCAGGAGAAGUUAUAGGUGGAAAAUUCACUGGUGGCUUAAGGAUUGCCUUGGAGUGUUUGGUGAAGCAGUGUGGAGAGACAGCAAGCAAGGCUACCAUCAGGCUUGCAACAGACAUGUCACAGACCUCAGGUUCACUUUCAACUGCUGCAUUUUCAACCAUAGAUAAUAUUGCUGCAUUUCUCAAGAAAUAUGCUGCUCUGAAUACUACGCUGGAUUAUGAACCAAAGCUGUCUGUAGAGAACCAGAGACUCAAGCUUGUGCAGUGGAUUGAUUGUGUAGAAUCUGCAGCUGAAACUCUGACUCACUUGAAUAUUGCUCUCAUGGACAUUGUAAAUCAGACAAAGCUGUUUCAAGAAGGGAAAAUGCAAGGAAAUUUUCCUGCUUGUAUCAAAGAGGUGUUGAAGAGUCUGCAGAACUUGAUGGCUCUUGCUGGGCUUGGUCCUUCACUGAUGGGUAAAGGAGCCUGCCUGGCUUCAUAUUCAAGAAACAAACAACUCACGGAUGAACUUCGCAAUAAAGGCAGGCAUGCUAUUAAGGGAAUGGAAAAACUUGAAAUUUUAUGUGGAAGUCAGAAUAAUACUUUGGAAUCUAGCCAGCAAGAAACUCCCAUAAAAUACAAAGAGAAAGUUCUCACCCAGUGGCCAAAAAACAGUAAGGAGUUUCAGAUAUAUCUGCAGCACAACACACCACUUAAGAGUUCAUUUCAAUCCUCCUUUCAUAGAGAUGAAAAAGAGAAAAAAGUAAGAUUUAAUGUUAGUCAUGUGUCAUCUGUAUCUUUUAAUUCCCAAAGUAAUGGUCUGUGAAAGUAUACCCUUGAAGUCAUGCUGAGUAUGUAUUUUUAUUCUUUAAAAAGUAAAUUGUACAUUAUCCUUUAUUUAUUUUCUUAAAGUUAUAUUUUGAAUAAAAAUACAUAGCUUUUGAGCAGGCAAUACUUUCUUACCACAGCUCAACUCAUUUAUUUAUUCAUUCAUUGUAUAAAGCAUUUUUUUAAGGAACUACUGGUCAUCGUAGCUAUAAGCUUAAUAUUGGUUAGAGACAAUAGUGUAAAUUCAAACAUCAAAGUAUUAUUUAAAUUAUAGCAAUACUUUCUUUAGCUCUAUUCUCCUUAAUAGCUCAGCAUUGAUUUUGUAGCAAUUUGCCACUUAUCAUUGCCUGUUUGUUGCUUAAAUCAUAGAGUACUGCAAAACUAGAAUCUUUAGAAGAGAUUCAUGGUCUUCAGUCCUAGACAAUAAUUUUUUCAUAUAGUAUCUGGUCUCCUUUUAGAAGUGAUAUGCAUGCACAUGAUGUUCAACAUUUUUCUGUACUUAAUAUUAUGUACCUACUGUGGAAGCCUGGUUGUGUAGUGGAUAUUAUACUUGGUUUACAAGAGGUUUAAAAUUAAAAUAUUCAUUUGGA
Molecule: messenger RNA, 6090 nt
Organism: Portunus trituberculatus (swimming crab)
Lineage: Eukaryota; Metazoa; Arthropoda; Malacostraca; Decapoda; Portunidae
Product: kinesin-like protein KIF14
Exons: 29
Coding region: 885-5498 (1537 amino acids)
Biological process (GO): microtubule-based movement
Cellular component (GO): microtubule; kinesin complex
Molecular function (GO): microtubule motor activity; microtubule binding; ATP hydrolysis activity
Source: RefSeq, a predicted model, not a curated record